Bursaphelenchus xylophilus (pine wood nematode) is the source of this 3045-nucleotide messenger RNA. The record is from the annotation of a GenBank genome assembly. Lineage: Eukaryota; Metazoa; Nematoda; Chromadorea; Rhabditida; Aphelenchoididae.
AUGGGGUCCAAACUUCGGAUUUUCCUCUCAUUUUUGGUUUUGACCUCGAGUAUAAGGUCGGUAUCUGCUAGUGGCUACGGCGAGGGCUUUGCGGCAUCUCAUGGAACACUGGGAGGCGGUGGCGGCGGUGGAGGAGGAGGCGGAGGAAUCGGCUUCGGCGGAGGCCCUCGAGGAAAUGGUGGGCAAAUUCCCAACGCGCUAACGGCCGAGCCAAGUGUUACUUGUGGCGCUGAGAGCGUCUCUAUUGAUUUCACGACUGGUCGCGAGUUUUCUGGCCGUAUUUUUGUCAAGGGAUAUUCGCAAGAUACGAGUUGUUCGUUGAAUGGAAGUGGCGCCAAAGUUCAUGGAUUUUCGAUCAAUUUUGAGCAGUGUGGAUUGAGAAGGAAUCGAGAGGUAAGGAUCAAGUUUUCAAAUUUCCUUUAUCAUUAAUUUGAUGACUGAUUUUUAUUCGAAGUUUGAGUUUUUUUGGAUAUUGCACUAGGCAUCCCUAUGGAUCGAGAUUCACACGGAAUCUUUAGAUUAGGUAAACCGGAUAUAUUCUUAUUCUUUUAGAUGAACGGAGUGAGUAUUGCGGCUACAGUGGUCGUUUCUUUCCAUCCCAUUUUUAUUACUAAAGCCGACCGGGCCUAUAAAGUCAAUUGUUUCUACAUGGAAGCCCGGAAAACUGUGAAUCAAAAUUUGGAAGUCAGGUAAAAUUAAUUGAAAAGUAUCGAAGAGUAUCCUGAAACGUCUAAAUCGAAUAUAAACUUACAAAACACCUUUAAUUUUAGUGCAAUCACCACAAAAUCGAUCGACCGUCAGGCUUCCCUGCCGGUCUGCAAAUACGAAAUCUUGACGGACGGCCCGAAUGGCGGUCCAGUUCAUUAUGCCAAAAUUGGAGAUCAGGUCUACCAUAAAUGGUCAUGUCACACUGAUGUGGCUGAUGUUUACUGUAUGAAAGUCCAUUCCUGCACAGUGAAUGAUGGCCAAGGAGGAGAUCCGGUGACUGUUUUGGACGAGAAUGGGUGAGAUUUUUGUUUGGAGGGGAUUUUUUCGAAAUGCAAUUGCUUUUUGAACUUUUUAGAGCAUUUUGAACUUUUUGCACUGUGCAGAGGGAAAAAUUUAAAUUUGCACAGUGCGAAAAAACAAGUUGAAGUCUGCACUGUGCAAGUGAAUUUUUGGGUGCACUGUGCAACCACUUUCGCCCGCCGGAAAAGUCCAGCGACAUCGCACAGUGCACUAAAUUUUUUUGCACUGUGCGUCAGAUUUUUUCAGGCGAAGUCUGCACUGUGCGACAGAUUUUGCUCGAGCGGCGACAAAUGCGAAAAGAUGCACCGUGCAGAUGAAAUGAAAGAAGAAUGCACAGUGCGGAAAUUUUCUGAACCUUUUGAGCGCGGGGAGAAAAGGCGCCGUUGUGGAAUUUAUUUUUGUCGCUCUACGUUUACUGUAGAUGAAAUUUUUAGCUGUGAAAUUGACGGAUACGUCCUGCAGAACUUGGAUUAUCAAUCUGACUUGGCCGCAGGGCAAUCAGCAUACGUUUUUAAGUUUGCUGACAAACCCACGUUGCACUUCAAUUGUCAAAUCGAAUUGGCGCUGAAAGACAAGAAUGUUGGCUGUGCUUAUACUGUAAGUCAUUUUUUAUAAUUACAAGGCAAAUUCGAGAUUUUUCGGCUGAAAAUUUUUUUUCUGAAAAAAUCGAAAUGUUUUAAGAAACCUCAAUGUCAAUCGGCCGGAGAGUAUGGCGGAUACUCCAAAGGUGGAGGAGGAGGCUAUGGCGCCUCCGGCAAUUCUCUCGAAUCUUCAUCAGAACAAUUUCCCCGCCCACCAACGCCCAAUUCCCCGAACUUUGGCAGCUAUCAAGCAACGACUGUCCCCGUCCCACCAAAAGCAGGCAUGUUCCUUCAAACGGAGGUCACACCUAGCAGUUACUGUAUGAAUUUUGUAAUCAAAGUAAUGCUAGAUGGGCCAAACAAAAUUUCGGGGGUUUUUGACGCUCGGUGCGAAGAAAAGGCGGAUCUGGGGUUUGCACUGUGCGAAGAACAAAAUUUUUCGAUUGCACUGUGCAAGGAAAAUUUGACUUGUGCAUCAGAAAACUUUGUAAAAUUUGUCGAUUGCACUGUGCAAAGAAAAUUUAAGUCGCACUGUGCGUCACUAGCGAUGCGGUAGCGACAAUUUUGCGCUUUGUCAAUUUAGCGAUGCGAGAAAAAAAAUUUCGCACUGUGCAAAAAAAUAUUUCAAACUGCACAGUGCAAAAUAAAAACUCGAGCUGCACCGUGCGAAAUAAGUAACAAAAUCGACUGCACGGUGCGAAAAAUAAAUUUAUGAAGUGCACUGUGCAAAAUAAUCCGGAGAAAAAUUUAUCGCACCAUGCAAAAAAAGUAAAUGGAUUUUUUUGCACCGUGCGAAAAAUUUUUUUGAUUGCACUGUGUCAAAUCAAAAAAAAAAAAUUGCCUUUUUUGGCCCAUCUAGCAAACCCCUUCCUUACUGACUGAAAAAUUUCACUUUCAGCCGGCGAAUACACGAGCGAAGAGUACUCUUACAGUGGAGUGCAAGGCGGACCACCCGGCGUUUCUCCGCCCGCCGGCUACAAACCAAUGGGCGCGUCGCAAGGAUUUACUCCCGGAUUGGGCAAUAGAAGAGGAGGGGGAGCCAAAAUUGGAUACAAGAAGGUCGUGAAAAGAGGUGAGAUAUGAGAAGAAUGUAGCGUAUUUUACUAUAUUAUUGUUUUUUUUUCAGACGAAACCAACAAAGUUGCGGACUUUGAUUUGCCGGAACAACAAUUGGUUGUCAUCGAAAUUGAUGAGGAAGAUAAAAGUGAGCAAAUUAAAAACUAAUUAUUUUUAGAAAUAUUCUGAUCAAAUACCAUCAUUUCUGAUUUUAGGAACUGACUCUCUUCUCCACGCCUCCACCACCACUCGAAUCCAAUCCAAACUUUGUCUCUCUUCGACGAUUUUCGCCGGCCUUUUCGCUGGCUGCGCCCUGCUUUGUGGCAUCGUGGCGGUCUUCUUUUAUUCCGCCCUACAGAGACAUCGGAACGCCAUGGAGAAGACGGCCUGGGGCAUGUAG